AUGACGACUUCAUCUUCGCUCACUCCACAACAGCAGGCAGCAGAUCCCAACACCAUGAAGAACAUGGUCGCCGCAAGUGGAGCUGGGCCUGGCCCAGCAUCCUCUUCAUCGCCAGCGUCUAAAACUGGUGAUAUGCGGUCGUCUUCCAGUUUCAUGGACCUCGUUCAGUGCGAGUUAC
This is a messenger RNA of Amoebophrya sp. A25, 178 nucleotides long. The record is from the annotation of a GenBank genome assembly. Lineage: Eukaryota; Dinophyceae; Syndiniales; Amoebophryaceae.